Pseudonaja textilis is the source of this 6040-nucleotide messenger RNA. NCBI's taxonomy places the organism in Eukaryota, Metazoa, Chordata, Lepidosauria, Squamata, Elapidae. The record is from RefSeq and is a predicted model, not a curated record.
UGAAAAAAAUGACUUAUGACCAUUUUUCACACUUAUGACUUUUGCAGCAUCCCCAUAGUCAUGUGAUUUAUAUUUUGAUGUUUGGCAGCUAACUCACAGUUAUGAUGGUUAUGACAUAGGAGAGAAGCCCUACAAAUGCUCCCAAUGUGGUGAGAAUGGCAACUAGGUGAUACAUUAGAGAACUCAUACCAGAGAGAAACCCUUUGAAUGUUCUGAUUGUGGGAAAAGUUCUGGUCAGAACUCCGGCCUGGUGAUACUCUAGAAGAUGCACACAGAAAAGAAAUCAUAUGAGUGUCCUGAUUGUGGGAAAUGUUUCAGUGGGAAUUCCAAGUUGGUGAUUCACCAGAGGACUCACACUGGAGAGAAACCCUUUGAAUGUCCUGAUUGUGGGAAUAGUUUCAGCCAGAAUUCCCACCUCAUGGUACACCAGAGGACUCACACAGGAGAGAAACCCUUUGAAUGUCCUGAUUGUGGGAAAUCUUUCAGUUUGAAUUCCAACCUGGUGAAACACCAGAGGAUUCACACAGGAUACAAGCCUUUUAAAUGUACUGAUUGUGGGAAAACUUUCUGUCAGAAUUCCAACCUGGUGAAACACCAGAGGACUCACACAGGAUACAAGCCCUUUCAAUGUUCUGAUUGUGGGAAGUGUUUCACUAUAAAAUACCAACUCAUGAAUCACCAGAGGAGUCACACAGGAGAGAAACCAUUUGAAUGUGUUCUUUGUAGGAAAAGAUUCAGUCAGAAUUAUCAGCUGAUGAUACAUCAGAGAACUCACACAGGAGAGAAACCAUUUGAAUGUGCUCUAUGUGGGAAAAGUUUCAGACAGAAUACCCAGCUGGUGGUACACCAGAGGACUCAUAUAGGAGAGAAACCGUAUGAUUGUCCAAUUUGUGGGAAAAGUUUCAGUGACAAUUCCAACCUGGUGAAACACAAGAGGAUUCAUACAGGAGAGAAAUCAUAUCAGUGCCAAUAUUGUGAGGAAAGUUUCAUUAAAAAAUUCCAGCUCACAAGUCACCAGAGGACACACACAGGAGACAAACCCUUUGAAUGUGCUAUUUGUGGGAAAAGUUUCAGUCACAAUUUCCGCCUGGUGAUACACCAGAGGAUUCACACAGGAGAGAAACCCUUUGAAUGUCCUGUUUGUGGGAAACGUUUCAGUCAAAGUUCCAACCUGGAGAUACACCAGAGGACUCACACAGGAGGGAAACACUUUGAAUGCCCUGAUUGUGGGAAAAGUUUCAUUAGAAAAUACCAGCUUAUUAGGCACCAGAGGAUACACACAGGAUAUAAACCUUUUGAAUGUCCUGUCUGUGGGAAAGGUUUCAGUCAGACUUCCAGCCUGGUGACACACCAGAGGACUCACACAGGAGAGAAACCAUAUGAGUGUCCUGUUUGUAGCAAAAGUUUCAGUCAGAAUUCCAAUAUGGUGAUACACCAGAGGACUCACACAGGAGAAAAACUCUUUGAAUGUCCUGAUUGUGAGAAAACUUUCAAUCAGAAUUCCAGCCUGGUUACACACCAGAAGACUCACACAGGAGAGAAACCAUAUGAGUGUCCUGAUUGUGGGAAAUGUUUCAGUAAGAAUUCCAACCUGGUGAACCAUCAGAGGAUUCACACAGGAGAGAAACCUUUCGAAUGUCCUGACUGUGGGAAGAGUUUCAGUCAGAAUUCCCAUUUGGUAAUGCACCAGAGGACUCACACAGGAGAAAAACCGUAUGAGUGUCCUGUUUGUGGUAAAGGUUUCACACGGAAUUCCAACAUGGUGUUACAUCAGAGGACUCACACAAGAGAGAAACGCUUUGAAUGUUCUGAUUGCGGGAAAUAUUUCAUUAAAAAAUCCCAGCUUAUCAAUCACCAGAGGACUCACACAGGUGAGAAACCCUUUGAAUGUGCUCUUUGUGGGAAAAGUUUCAGUCAGAGUUCCAACCUGGUGAAACACCAGAGGGCUCACACGGGAGAGAAACCCUUUGAAUGUGCUCUUUGUGGGAAAAGUUUCAGUCAGAAUUCGAACCUGGCGAAGCACCAGAGGACUCAUACAGGAGAGAAACCCUUUGAAUGUCCUCUUUGUGGGAAAAGUUUCAGACACAACUCCAGCCUAGUAAUUCACCAGAAGAUUCACACAGGAGAGAAAUCCUUUGAAUGUCCUGAUUGUGGGAAAAAAUUCAUUAGAAAAUCCGGGGUCAUCAGUCACCAAAGGACACACACAGGAGAGAAACCAUUUGAAUGUCCUGAUUGUGGGAAAAGUUUCAGACAGAAUUCCAACCUGGUGAGUCAUCAGAGGACUCACACAAGAGAGAAACCCUUUGAAUGUUCCUAUUGUGGGAAAAGUUUCAAUCACAAUUCCCACCUGUUGGUACACCGGAGGAUUCACACAGGGGAGAAACCCUUUGAAUGUGCUCUUUGUGGGAAAAGUUUCAGACACCACUCCAGCCUAGUGAUUCACCAGAAGAUUCACACAGGAGAGAAAUCCUUUGAAUGUCCUGAUUGUGGGAAAAGUUUCAUUAGAAAAUCCGGGGUCAUCAGUCACCAAAGGACACACACAGGAGAGAAACCAUUUCAAUGUGCUCUUUGUGGGAAAAGUUUCAGACAGAAUUCUGAACUGUUGACACACCAGACGAUUCAUACAGGAGAGAAACCAUAUGAGUGUCCGAUUUGUGGAAAAAGUUUCAUUGACAGUUCCAAGUUGAUGAAACACCAAAGGAUUCACACAGGAGAGAAAUCAUACCAGUGUCCAUAUUGUGGAGAAUGCUUCGUUAGAAAAUUCCAGUUCAUGAGGCACCAGAGGACUCACGUAGGCGAGAAACCAUUCGAAUGUCCUGAUUGUGAGAAAAGGUUCAGUCACAAAAGCCGCCUUGUGAUACACCAGAGGACUCACACAGGAGAGAAACCGUACGAAUGUCCUGUUUGUGGCAAAAAAUUCUGUGGGAAGUCCCAAAUGAUGAUACACCAAAAUCGUCACACAGGUGAGAAACCGUAUUCGUGUCCUUUUUGUGGCAAAAAUUUCUCUCGGAAGUCCCAAAUGGUGAUACACCAGAGGACUCACACGGGUGAGAAACCAUUUGAAUGUCCUGAUUGUGGGAAAAGGUUCAGUGACAAAAGCUGCCUGGUGAAACACCAGAGGACUCACACAGGAGAGAAACCGUAUGAGUGUCCCGUUUGUGGCAAAAAAUUCUGUCAGAAGUCCCAAAUGGUGAUACACCAGAAGACUCACACAGGCGAGAAACCAUAUGAAUGUCCUGUUUGUGGCAAAAAAUUCUGUCAAAAGUACCAAAUCAUGAUACACCAGAGGACUCACACAGGCGAGAAACCGUUUGAAUGUCCUGAUUGUGGGAAAAGGUUCAGUAACAAAAGCCACCUGGUGAUACAUCAGAGGACUCACACAGGAGAGAAACCAUAUGAGUGUCCCGUUUGUGGUAAAAAUUUCUGUCAGAAGUCCCCAAUGGUGUUACACCAGAGGACUCACACAGAGAAACCUUUUGAAUGUCCUGCAUGUGGGAAAAGUUUCCGUCAGAAGUCCCACCUGGUGGUACACCAGAAGAUUCACACAGGAGAGAAACCAUUUGAAUGUUCUGAUUGUGGGAAAAGUUUCAUUCAGAAUUCUCACCUGGCAAAACACCAGAGGAUUCACACAGAAGAGAAACCAUACAAGUGCCCGGUUUGUGGGAAAAGUUUCAGUCAUAAUUCCCACCUGAUCGUACACCAGAGGAUUCAUACAGGAGAGAAACCAUUUGAAUGUCCUGAUUGUGGGAAACGUUUCAGACAGAAUUCUGGCAUGUUGAAGCACCAGAGGACUCACACAGGAGAAAAACCAUUUGAAUGUCCUGAUUGUGGGAAAAGUUUCAGUCAGAAUACCAACCUGGUGAACCAUCAGAGAACUCACACAGGAGAGAAACCCUUUGAAUGUCCUGAUUGUGGGAAAAGUUUCAGACACAACUCCAACCUAGUGUUUCACCAGAAGACUCACACAAGAGAGAAACCCUUUGAAUGUGCUCUUUGUGGGAAAAGUUUCAGUCAUAAUUGGCAACUGGUGAUACACCAGAGGACUCACACAGGAGAGAAACCAUAUGAGUGCCCGGUUUGUGGGAAAAAUUUCAGACAGAAUUCCCACCUGGUGAUACACCAGAGGACUCAUACAGGAGAGAAACCAUUUCAAUGUGCUCUUUGUGGGAAAAGUUUCAGACACAGUUCCCAACUGGUGAUACACCAGAGGACUCACACAGGAGAGAAGCCGUAUGAGUGUCUGGUUUGUGGGGAAAGUUUCAUUGACAAUUCCAGAUUGGUGAAACACCAGAGGACUCAUACAGAAGAGAAAUCAUAUCAAUGUCCAUAUUGUGGGGAAUGUUUCAUGAGAAAAUUCCAGUUCGUGAGUCACCAGAGGAUUCAUACAGGAGAUAAACCCUUUGAAUGCACUUUCUGUGGGAAAAGGUUCAGUCACCAAAGCCGCCUGGUGACACACCAGAGGACUCACACUGGAGAGAAACCGUAUGAGUGCCUUCUUUGUGGCAAACGUUUCAGUCAGAAUUCCAACCUUAUUGGCCACCAGAGGAUUCACACAGGAGAGAAACCCUUUGAAUGUCCUGAUUGUGGGAAAUAUUUCAUUACCAAUUCCAACCUCAUAAAACACCAGAGGACUCACACAGGAGAGAAACCCUUUGAAUGUCCUGAGUGUGGGAAAAGUUUCAGUCAUAAUUCCAGCCUGGUGAUACACCAGAAGACUCACACAGGAGAGAAACCCUCUGAAUGUCCGGAUUGUGGGAAAACUUUCAUUACAGAAUUACAGCUCACAAAUCACCAGAUGACACACACAGGAGAGAAAGCUUUUGAAUGUCCUGACUGUGGGAAAAGUUUCAGUCGUACUUCCAGCCUGGUUAAACACCAGAGGAUUCACACAGGGGAGAAACCAUAUAAGUGUUCUGUUUGUGGCAAAAGUUUCAGUUGGAAUUGCUACAUGGUGAAACACCAGAAGACUCACACAGGAGAGAAACCGUAUGAGUGUCCUGUUUGUGGCAAAAGUUUCAGUCAGAAUUCCAACCUGAUGAUACAUCAGAGGACUCACACAGGAGAGAAACCGUAUGAGUGUCCCGUUUGUGGCAAAAGUUUCAGUCUGAAUUCUCACAUGGUGAUACACCAGAGGUCACAUGAAAAACACUUUGAAUGCCCUGAUUGUGGAGAAAGUUUUCAUUUCAAUUCAAACCUGGUGAAACACCAGAGGACUCACAUGGGAGAAACUUUUCUAAUGUCCAAUCUUUGGACAGCACUUUAGGCCUAGAUAACUCCUUAUCGCAGGGGUGUCAAACUCUAUUUCAUUGAAGGCUGCAUCAGGUUUGUGUUUGACCUUGGAGGGCCAGGGUGGAUGUGGCUAUGUUGACAUCACUCAUGUCGGGUGGGCGAGAGCUUUGCCAACAAAAAUGAGUUCCUGAGCUCUGUUUUCACUGCGACAGCCUCCUGCAACCCUCUACCAGCAAAAACAGAGCUCAGGAGAGCUGCAUUGCAGCCCUUGUAAGUUCCAUUUUCACUGGCAGAGGCGCCGUUGGGCAGUCCUUCGCUGUUUCCAGGGCAGCCUCACGGGACAGAUCUAAGCACCCCAUGGCUGGAUCUGGGCCCUGGGUCUUCAGUUUGACACCCCUGCCUUACUGCAUAUAACUAAAUUCAUAAGAGGCCAAAGUUAAUGAGUUUGAAUUUCAUUUCUGAACUCCCGUUAAGAGUGUAGGUGAGAAAUAGACUCUGGAUGUUGGCCUGAUCCUUUUUAGUCGACACAUUGCAAGUUUAUACUUGUAGUUGGAGAGGAAAAAAUGUGAAAUCUAUUUGAUAAAGGUGAACUACCUGUUUCUAGAUAUCAUCUAUUGAUUGUGGAGUUUCUCUCUUCUACUUUUUUGAGCUUCAGAUUAUGAAUGCCAUAAUUCCCCAGCCACCAUACAAGUAGUCCUCGAGAUACAGCUGCAAAUUUUGGUUGCAUGUGUUCCAACCUAGGCUUCUCAGAAUCACGAAGCAGACUCCUCAUUCCAAUAAAACCCCUUUUAUUUAGGUUAAAGUGAAUUCC